AUGCAGUUCACCGUCCUUUCCACCGUCCUCUUUGCCAUCUCCGCCAUGGCCGCUCCCACCCUGAUCGUCGGUUCGGCCCCCGCCGCUGCUGCCGGCGCGGGUGCCGGCGUUGGCGGUGGUGUCAGCGGCGGUGUUGAUCUCGAUGCUAGCGUUGGUGGUGGCGUUGGUGGUGGUGCCGGUGCCGGUGUCGGCAUUGGCGUCUAA
This is a messenger RNA of Aspergillus chevalieri, 204 nucleotides long. RefSeq lists its product as uncharacterized. The transcript has a single exon. NCBI's taxonomy places the organism in Eukaryota, Fungi, Ascomycota, Eurotiomycetes, Eurotiales, Aspergillaceae. The record is from RefSeq and is a predicted model, not a curated record. The coding region runs from base 1 to 204 and encodes 67 amino acids.